AUCACUGAAACAAAGACCAGCAGACCUCAGAGGAUCAGAUCAGGCUCACAGAGACCCUCCACAUCACUAAAACAAAGACCAGCAGACCUCAUAGGAUCAGAUCAGGUUCACAUCAACCUGACAAACAUCUGCAGAGAAAAAACGAACAGCAGAGAACCUAAAAAACUGACGGUGUUCUAGGUGUUUGCGGGACAUUCAGCAGCAUGGCGGUGGGCCUGCAGGUUGUGGGUCUGCUACUGGGCGUGGUGUCCUGGUGUCUGCAGUCCAGCUGUACCUCCUCUCAGGUGUGGAAGGUGAGGAGUCAGCAGGAGUCGGUCAGCAGCAAUCAGUGGCAGUUUGAAGGUCUGUGGAUGAGCUGCGCCGCCACCUCGUUGGGGUCCCUCCAGUGCAGCAGGUUCAAAACAGUGCUGGGACUGCCGGUUCACCUGCAGGCCUGCCGGGCUCUGAUGAUCCUUUCCCUGUUGGUCGGUCUGGCCUCUAUCAUCGUCUCUGUGCUGGGACUCAAGUGCACCAAGAUCGGCAGAACCUCGGAGCACAUCAAAGACCAGAUCGCCCUGACGGGAGGAAUCCUGUUCAUCCUGUCUGGGGUGUUCACUCUAAGUGCAGUCUCCUGGUACGCUGCUAGAGUCAUCCAGGACUUCUACGACCCGCUGUACGGAGGCGUCCGGUUCGAGCUGGGUACUGGUCUUUAUCUGGGCUGGGCGGCCUCCUGUCUGGCCAUACUGGGAGGAUCUAUGCUCUGCUGCUCCUGCAGGAAGACUUCCCCUGCCGCCCCUGCACG
Molecule: messenger RNA, 781 nt
Organism: Morone saxatilis (striped sea-bass)
Lineage: Eukaryota; Metazoa; Chordata; Actinopteri; Moronidae
Product: claudin-1-like
Biological process (GO): bicellular tight junction assembly; cell adhesion
Cellular component (GO): bicellular tight junction; plasma membrane
Molecular function (GO): structural molecule activity
Source: RefSeq, a predicted model, not a curated record